AUGUUGAUCCCUCACCCAUCAAUGCUAGUUGCACCCCAAAACACCCUAGGAAAUGACAUGGAAGGACAGCAGCAGAACUUUGAUGGACCUCUGAUGCCAAACCAGUCCAACAUACCCUCUGAGUUUGUAUGGCCCGAUAAUGAGAAGCCAUGCCUGGUAGCACCAGAACUCAAAAUUCCACCCAUUGACAUGAAGGGGUUUCUCUCGGGAGAUCCACAGACUGUGUCAAAAAUUUGUGCUGAAGUGAGUGAGGCAUGCAAGAAGCAUGGCUUCUUUCUUGUUGUCAACCAUGGGGUUGAUAAGAAGCUCAUAGAUCAAGCUCAUAAGCUCAUAGAUACUUUCUUCUGCAUGGAUUUGCCAGACAAGCAGAAGGCUCAGAGAAAACUUGGAGAACAUUGUGGCUAUGCUAAUAGCUUCAUCGGAAGGUUCUCCUCCAAACUUCCUUGGAAGGAAACACUUUCUUUCCAUUACUCUGCUGAUAACUCCGGCAAAACUGUUGAGGACUAUUUUGUGAAUGUCUUGGGGGAAGAUUUCAGGCAAUUUGGGAUUUUGUUUCAAGAAUACUGUGAAGUCAUGAGCAAUCUGGCUCUCGAGAUCAUGGAGCUUCUGGGGAUGAGCCUAGGAGUAGACAGGGAAUGUUUCCGAGAAUUCUUCAAAAAUAAUGAAUCGGUUAUGAGGUUGAAUUACUACCCACCAUGCCAAAAACCUGAGUUAGCUUUAGGAACUGGGCCUCAUUGUGACCCUACAUCCCUAACCAUUCUCCACCAAGAUCAAGUCGAGGGCCUCCAAGUCCAGGUCGAUGGAAAAUGGUACUCUGUCGCUCCAAAAGAAGAUGCGUUCGUUGUCAACAUUGGCGACACAUUUAUGGCUCUAUCUAAUGGGAUAUUCAAGAGUUGUUUGCAUAGAGCAGUUGUGAACAACCAAAUUGUGAGAAAAUCACUUGCUUUCUUCCUGUGUCCAAAUAGAGAAAAAUUGGUGACUCCUCCAAAGGAUCUGAUUACCAUGGAGAAUCCGCAGGCAUAUCCUGAAUUCACAUGGCCAAGUCUUCUUGAGUUCACCCAGAAACAUUACAGGUCUGACACAAAAACACUUGAUGCUUUCGCGACAUGGCUACGCGAGAAAAACAAGUGA
Molecule: messenger RNA, 1131 nt
Organism: Sphenostylis stenocarpa
Lineage: Eukaryota; Viridiplantae; Streptophyta; Magnoliopsida; Fabales; Fabaceae
Source: the annotation of a GenBank genome assembly